AUGCUUAUCUUCAAUAGUAUCGUUCCACGUUCGACCAUCAUACCUGUUCACAUACCCCUUCUCCAGCUGCUCGACGAAGCGCUCCAGGCUCUUGGGGAAAGCGUCGAGCACGGGAUACGCGGGGUUGGCGAAUGCUGUGGAGUGGAGUGCUUGGACGGAUGUCUUGAGAUUUUGCAGCAUUCCGGGGACGCGGUGGGUGAAGUGUUUUGCGGCGGACAGGUGGGAGAGGAGGGUGGCCACAGCGGAGUGGAUGGCGGAGAGUUGGGGGGAGUAUUGAGAGUAAGGGAGAUGUUUGGGGAGGUCGAUAAAUACAUACUGGAAAAUGUCAUAUACAUAAUCUUUUAA
Molecule: messenger RNA, 345 nt
Organism: Babesia ovata
Lineage: Eukaryota; Apicomplexa; Aconoidasida; Piroplasmida; Babesiidae
Product: acyl-dehydrogenase, putative
Exons: 1
Coding region: 1-345 (114 amino acids)
Source: RefSeq, a predicted model, not a curated record